This is a messenger RNA of Neocloeon triangulifer, 963 nucleotides long. RefSeq names its product protein dj-1beta-like. Lineage: Eukaryota; Metazoa; Arthropoda; Insecta; Ephemeroptera; Baetidae. Gene Ontology annotation, biological process: guanine deglycation, glyoxal removal; protein deglycation, glyoxal removal. Gene Ontology annotation, cellular component: cytosol; nucleus. Gene Ontology annotation, molecular function: protein deglycase activity. Bases 67 to 687 code for a protein of 206 amino acids. The record is from RefSeq and is a predicted model, not a curated record. The transcript is spliced from 4 exons.
AACCAAUAAAAAGAAGCAUCUCAAAUCUACUCACAAAGCAAUCCCAGCAAUCACUGAGUGAAAAACAUGGCCUUGACUAAGACCCUUCUGCUUCUCGCCCAGGGCGGCGAGGACAUGGAAAUUUUCCAGACCAUCGACACCCUGCGCAAAACAAAAUUGUUUGAUGUUACGGUGGCAGGAGUCACGGGCCCUGAGGUUAUCAAAACUGCGGCUGACGUCAACUGCAUUCCUGAUGAAAGUUUAGAUACGGCCCUGGAGAAAGGUCCUUACGACCUAAUUGUCCUUCCUGGAGGUUUAUACGGAGCACCAGUCUUAGCUGCAUCAGAAAAAGUUGGGAGGUUGGCCCGUGAGCAGGAGCAAGCAGGACGGAUGAUCGCGUCCAUCUGUGGCGGAGGCUGGGCCCUGAUGAAGCACGGCGUUGGCAAAGGCAAAAGGAUCACCUCCUUCCCCUACUUCAGGGCACUGAUGAGACAAUUUGACGUCAAAAAGGAGUGGGACAUAAUCGACGACGAACGGGUCGUCAGAGCAGAGAACCUGAUCUCGAGUCAGGGUCCGGGAACUGCUGCCGAAUUCUCGUUUGCCAUCGUGCAGCAUUUCCAUGGACGGGGAGAGGCUGAGCUCAUUGCUCGCUUUUUCCUUUACAAUUUCGACAGUGUCUUCCCGCCCAACAUUCUCCCCAGCGAUUAACAAAAAGUUAGUCGCAAAAAGUAAAAUUGUUCUGUCAUUGCAAUGAAUAAAUAAUAUGCUUUCGUAAGACAAAAACUAUCGUCUUAUCUCAUUUGGCCGUUGUGGAAAAUUCACUUUCCAUGCAGCGAGCAAUUAAUGUGGCAAUGAAUUGCCAGAAAGCUGAUUCGGCGAGUUUUUAACUUUCUCAAGGUUUGCUGCGCCUUGCAGAACUUUAAACUUACACCUGCAUGAUAAUUUAGCGCUCACUUUUAAUUCCGCGUCCACACUUUGAAGAGG